Penaeus monodon (black tiger shrimp) is the source of this 1349-nucleotide messenger RNA. RefSeq lists its product as uncharacterized. The record is from RefSeq and is a predicted model, not a curated record. Lineage: Eukaryota; Metazoa; Arthropoda; Malacostraca; Decapoda; Penaeidae.
CGCGGCUCGAGCAACAUGCAGCCGAAAUUCUUCCUUUCACUCGUCGCCGUAUCCGCGUUGAGCGUGCUCAACAGCCAAAGUGCUGCUGCACAAUCACCAGGCUGUGAAACAACCGACGAACCCGGCAUUGUCUGUCCCGGGGACCUGAGUGUCUCGCAGAUCCAGGAGUUCCUGAAGAAAUACAGCACCCCCACCGGGUUGAAAGAGUUGAAAAUAUUCCGAAUCGACAGCAAUGCUAACAUCCAAUAUCUCCCGGCUGGGCUGUUGGCCGACCUCCGCUUUUCUGAGAUCCGGAUAACGUCUUGCCCGAAGCUGAGUCGCGUAGAGGACAUCACGGGAGCCUCGAGUGCCACUCUGAAGGAAAUCCUCUUUUACGGCAAUGCUCUGACGGAGAUGCCGGCGCUCACUGCACCGCACGUGACCAAGGUCACGAUCAUUCAGCCGACGACCAUGACAGUGAGUCGGUCUGCUCUCAGCGGCAUGAGGAGUCUUCAGGAAAUUCAUAUCGAGAGUGCUUCGGUGAUGCCGCUUGCCUUCUACGAUCUGAAGAAUCUGCAGACGGUGAGGAUCACCAGCAUGCCUCAGGAGACAGUCCGGGCUCAGAGCUUCAGUUUUGAUUCGCCCACGCUGAAGGAGGUGCUACUUAUCAACGACGCUCACGGGUGGAAGGGACAGGCUCAGCCGGGAGCGUACCAAGGUUUCCCAACGGGAUCUCGCCUCAGAAUCAUUGAAUCCGAGACGAUCACCAAGGAAGUGUACAUCGGCGUGCUCACAGACGGAGGCAUCUUGGAUAUACCUGAGCCAUUCCAUUGCGACUGCCGUUUGGCCUGGCUGCGUUUGUCUCCGUAUGUGAAACAGGCCCGCGUCCGUUGCCACACAUCAACCCACCCAAACGACCUGGAGAACACCCCUGAGUCCAACUACAGCAACUGCAACUAAAGCGAAGAUGAAUCGCCGUGGAAGGCACUUUUUCCUUCUAGUUAUUUAGUCUUUUUGUUUGCGUUAACUCUGUGUUCUGUUGUUUGUUUUUUCAUAACGUUUUUUCUUCAUAACAGUUGUCCUUUUUAUAGAAAUAUGAUUUGUAUCCACAUUUAAACUGAGAAACUUUAAGCCAAUUCAAAAGUUAGUCUUGAUAUCUAGAAUUCUCUGGAUUAACUCGAGAAGUAUUGGUGUCUUGUAUAACUUGUGCUGUUGCAAUUUCCUUUUAACGUUAUAGUGCUAUCAAUGUUUUCCAAAAUAAUAAAUUUUCAGUCAGGGAAAAGACUAUUAUCUGCUCACAUUACCAUAAUGGAAUGCGGUACCGCAUAACCUACGCGUUAUCAGUAAAAUAAAAGAACCAACAUACUGUC